CUAUGUAGCUUAUAUUUUGAAGGUUGAUAACGGAAGUAGGUUGUUUCAUGUUGGUGGGCUUCACACUGGCAUGAGUUACAUGAGGUUCUUCGCAGCACAUAUCCAGUAGCCUCACCAGCAAACAGAUGGAUGACACAUUAUCAGAGGAGAAUGGACAGAAGUUACCAGAGCACAAGGAGAAGGAAGAGGAGAUGGAUGUUACCAUGACAACGCAACUCGAAAAUCUCAUCGUAACCCCCGCUGAUGUAGACACAUCAUCAAAUACAGGACAUCCAGAAGGACAUCCAGAGGAACCGGCAGCAACACUUUCUUUGGACAGUGUGUGUAUGACUGAGGACUGUGAAGCUGAGGAUUCAGAGGAUUCAGACAGCUCUUCUUCCUCCUCCUCCUCUUCUCCCUCUGCCCCUGUUGUUGGGGAUGAUGACGAUGACGAGGGUUUCAGCCAACCAGCCCCCAUCAAAACCAGAGAUGAAGUACUGCUCGAGGAGCUGCCAGCAGUGGAGGAGGUGUCCGUGUCGUUACCAGAAGAUGCAGAGCUGCAGCCUGUAGGCACAGUCUCCAGUAUUAUACAACAACUUGUUAUAAUCCAGUCUCUGAAAGACACGCCCCCUCUGACUGAUGACAGCAUCAUCUUUAGAUCUGAUAGGAUGGCUGUUGGCAAGGUGUUUGAGGUGUUUGGUCCAGUGUCCAGUCCGCUGUAUAUUCUGCGUUUUAGCUCUGUGGAGCAGAUAAGCAGCAAGGGGUUGACAGAGGGACUGACUGUUUAUUACACACCGGCCAUGAAAGAGUACACAAAUUACAUCCUCACACAACAGCUCAAAGUUUUAAAGGGAUCUGAUGCAUCCUGGAAGAACGACCAAGAACCACCAGCAGAGGCUUUAGAUUAUAGUGAUGAUGAGAAAGAACAGCAUGCUAAGAGGAAAGGGAAAAACGCCAGAAAGAAGAGGGCCAAUAACCAAGCAGAUAAUCCUGCCCACGUUACCCAGAACACCUUGCUGCAGCAGCGUAAUGUCAGGGGUUUCCCACCAAGACAUGCAGGAGCUCCCCCCAUGCAUCAGAACCCGAGGAAUCAACAGCCACAGUUCAGCCACACAGCAACCCCACACAUACACAGGCACACGCAUGGCCCUCCCAUGUACCUCCCCCCUCCCUGCUCCUACCCUCCUCCACCUCCUAACUUUUAUCCACCACCCAACUACCCUCUGUACCCUCCCCCUCCUCCCUCUUUUUUCAAUCCGUCUUUCUCCUCUCCUCGCUGGUCACCAAACUCUAUCCACUUCUCUGACCUCCCUCCUCCCCCACCUCCCCCUCUUCAUCCUCCUCCUCAGUGAUGCUCUCUGUACAUGUACACUGUAACCCCCCCACCCUCUAACUUCCCCCCCCCGUCCCCCAUCACUGUUUAUUAAACUGUACAAUCACUGAUGUUAAAAUAAAAACGCGGCCAACCACAUAUAAAUAUUAUUUAAAAAAUAAAUAAAAAAUCCCACAGCUCCAGACAAUUUUAACCAUCUAAAUGGAAAAUAGUCCCUGAUCUAUGAAUUUCUUUUUGUCAUAUUCCAAGUAAAUGGGACAAUUUCCCUCACCCCCUGCCCGCACAGGCUCACUGAAACAUUGUGAAGUGAACCUGAAAACGUAUUGCCACUCAACACUGGAAAAGCUGAAGCUUUAUGCAAAUGUGUGGCACCAGUCCUUCAUGCUUGCUUUGCCCGCUAACCACAAGCACAUUGUUGUUUUCUAUUCUAACAGAACGGAGACAAAGCUGGAUGUCAGUUGGUGGCUUCCUGAUUCUUUAAGAUUUAUAAUUUGAAUUAGCCAGCAGGGAAAUGUAUGGAAAUUAACUGGGAGUCGGUAUUUGAUAGCUAAGUUGUCCACCAGCAUAUUUAUAGAAGGCUUGUUGAACUAUUUUACAUUUGUAGAAUUAAGUGCAUUCUAAGCAGAUUAUGAAUGCAUGAAAACGCAUCACAGUGCAGCUACUUGUUGCUAAAUAUGUGUGAGGCUUAUAUACACAAUGGACAAACUGACUUAGUGGUACUUCCAUCACCACUGCUCCCUUUGGUUUUGGGUUAAUGAUAUUUUGAGAAAUAAAAUAUUAUGUUAAUAGAGAGGAAAGAAACAGGCAAUUUCCUCAUUUCCUCCUGGUUGUCGGUUGCUGCCGGGGUUAGCACUGUUCUGGGUUCAGACCUGCAGACUGUCAGGGACCUUUCUGCAUGUUCUCCCUGGGCCUGCGUGAGAAUCCUGUGAUUGGCAGGCUGGGCCCUCUAAAGCAUAACCAGCUUUAGCUGAUGUAUGGUUUAAGAUUGUCCUGCAAUUUCUUUUCUUUUAAAAUGUACAUUUAUUUGUUGUAAUUGCUGCAUAUGGAGCAACUUAAAGAUGGCAGAAAUAAUACACAGCUGUUUGGAGUCUAGCAUAAAAGACGUAAAGAAUUCAAACGUCUGUAUACGGCUAUGUAACAGUGGUACUCAGGCUUCAUUCUUUAAAUGUAUCCAGUGUGUGGUCCAGCCCCCGAUGCGCUGUCUGCAAAGACUGGAAAAGCACAGGAUGGGUCAGGUCUAGUGUCGACCUUCAAGGACUUGAUGUGCUGUGCAUUUGUUGAAAAGAAUCAGCUGAUGUGUCCUGUUAGGAUGUCACUCAUGUCAUUGUGUAUGUACUAUAUUUUUUUGUACCAGAAUGCUUUGUCAAUGUAACAUUUUCCACAUUAAAUGAGCUCAUCGAUCUUUGAUUAAA
Molecule: messenger RNA, 2724 nt
Organism: Cottoperca gobio
Lineage: Eukaryota; Metazoa; Chordata; Actinopteri; Perciformes; Bovichtidae
Gene: naf1
Product: nuclear assembly factor 1 homolog (S. cerevisiae)
Exons: 9
Coding region: 126-1331 (401 amino acids)
Biological process (GO): box H/ACA snoRNP assembly; ribosome biogenesis; pseudouridine synthesis
Cellular component (GO): sno(s)RNA-containing ribonucleoprotein complex
Molecular function (GO): RNA binding
Source: RefSeq, a predicted model, not a curated record